Molecule: messenger RNA, 318 nt
Organism: Acaulospora morrowiae
Lineage: Eukaryota; Fungi; Glomeromycota; Glomeromycetes; Diversisporales; Acaulosporaceae
Source: the annotation of a GenBank genome assembly
AUGUCGCUUAAACGCACCCUUUUCAUCAUCUUACUGGCCAUUUCUAUACUCGUAUUUAGUAUUUACGCAUCCCCUGUACGUCGUGCCGAAAUUGGCAAAAAAGUGAGCGUUACCUUACACAAACUCGAUGCUACAAUUACAUUCGAACAAGUUGGCGUCCAAAAAGUCACUACCUUUGCACAAUUGGGUAUAGAAAUCCAGCUACCCGGUACCAAGCCUUUCAAAGCGACUGGUCCUGGAGUUGUCGAUAUUUUGGUUGGCCAAACUCUUGAAAUUACUAAAGACAAAGAGGUCCUUGAUAGUGGAAUACUUGUUUAA